Glycine soja is the source of this 1955-nucleotide messenger RNA. Its product is annotated as acetate/butyrate--CoA ligase AAE7, peroxisomal-like. The coding region runs from base 111 to 1826 and encodes 571 amino acids. Lineage: Eukaryota; Viridiplantae; Streptophyta; Magnoliopsida; Fabales; Fabaceae. The transcript is spliced from 4 exons. The record is from RefSeq and is a predicted model, not a curated record.
UAAUGAUCAAACAUUUGGUGAGGGUAUUGCAGAAUAUUCACACAACCUCGUACCCCACACUCUUUCAUUCAGUGUUGUUCUACUUGGAGCGAGAGAGAGAGGUGUAAGAAAUGGGUGUGGGCCGCGACAUAGACGAUCUGCCCAAGAACAACGCCAACCACACUGCCUUGACCCCGCUAUGGUUCUUGGAAAGAGCAGCUCUCGUCCACCCCACCAGAACUUCCGUGGUUCACGGAUCACGGCACUACACGUGGCACCAGACUUACCAGCGCUGCCGUCGAUUCGCUUCUGCACUUUCUAAACAUUCCAUCGGUCUCGGCCACACUGUGGCUGUUAUUGCACCCAACAUUCCAGCCAUUUAUGAAGCUCAUUUUGGAAUUCCAAUGGCAGGAGCUGUGUUGAACACCAUUAACAUUCGUCUAAACGCACCAGCAAUAGCUUUCCUUCUUGCUCAUUCAUCCGCCGUGGCCGUGAUCGUGGAUCAAGAGUUCUUCACCGUGGCGGAAGAGUCCUUGAAAAUCUGGUCCGAGAAAAGCAAAAGCUUUAAGCCUCCAAUUUUAAUUGUCAUAGGUGAUGAUGAAAACUGCCACCCCAAGGCUCUCACACAUGCUUUGGCCAAAGGAGCCGUUGAGUACGAGAAAUUUCUUGUAAGUGGUGACCCUGAAUUCAAGUGGAAGCCUCCUCAGGAUGAGUGGCAGAGCAUUGCUUUGGGUUACACAUCAGGUACCACUGCUAGUCCUAAGGGUGUGGUGUUACACCACCGAGGGGCGUAUCUCAUGUCUCUGAGUGGUGCUCUUCAUUGGGGAAUGAAUGAAGGUGCUGUGUAUCUGUGGACACUUCCCAUGUUUCAUUGUAAUGGCUGGUGCUAUCCUUGGACACUUGCUGCUCUUUGUGGGACAAAUAUUUGUCUCCGGCAGGUAACAGCUAAGGCAGUAUAUGCAGCCAUUGCCAAAUACAAAGUGACUCAUUUCUGUGCAGCACCAGUGGUUCUUAACUCAAUAGUGAAUGCAUCUCCUGAGGAAGCCAUCCUUCCUCUACCCCAUGUUGUACAUGUGAACACUGCUGGUGCUGCUCCUCCUCCAUCUGUAAUUGGUGCCAUGUCCGAACGAGGAUUUCGUGUGACUCACACCUACGGUCUCUCAGAGACUUAUGGCCCCUCCACCAUAUGUGCCUGGAAGCCAGAGUGGGAAUCACUUCCUAUCGAACAGCGAUCCCGGCUCAGCGCAAGGCAAGGGGUUCGGUACAUUGCCCUGGAAGGCCUAGAAGUCAUGAACACAGAAACAAUGAAGCCAGUUCCUGCUGACGGCGCCAGUGUUGGCGAGAUUGUGAUGCGGGGCAAUGCAGUGAUGAAAGGGUACUUAAAGAACCGCAAGGCGAAUAUGGAGGCCUUUGCAGAUGGCUGGUUCCAUUCCGGGGAUCUGGCCGUGAAGCACCCGGACGGAUACAUAGAAAUCAAAGACAGGUCGAAGGACAUAAUCAUCUCCGGUGGUGAAAACAUAAGCAGUGUUGAGGUAGAGAAUGUUCUCUUCUCUCAUCCUGCAGUGCUUGAGGCAUCAGUGGUGGCAAGGCCUGAUGAGAAGUGGGGUGAGUCACCUUGUGCGUUUGUGACACUCAAGCCUGCAGGAGUGGAUGGUGCUGCUUCUACUAAUGAGAAAAUUUUGGCUGAGGACAUAGUUAAGUUCUGUAGGUCCAAGAUGCCUGCUUAUUGGGUUCCUAAAUCGGUUGUGUUUGGACCGUUGCCCAAGACUGCUACUGGCAAGACACAGAAGCAGUUGCUGAGGACGAAGGCAAAGGAGAUGGGGCCUGUUAGGAAGAGCAAGUUGUAACUAUGUCGGUGAUGUCACAUUAUGCUGAUGCUUGUUGCUCUCAAACUGUUCUUAAUGUUGUUUAUCUAUAUCUGUAAUAAAAGGUUGGAGAAUACUAACCAGUGGCUUAAAGAAUUAAAAAGAAAAAAA